Messenger RNA from Echinococcus granulosus, 1038 nucleotides. RefSeq lists its product as hypothetical. The transcript is spliced from 2 exons. The record is from RefSeq and is a predicted model, not a curated record. Lineage: Eukaryota; Metazoa; Platyhelminthes; Cestoda; Cyclophyllidea; Taeniidae. The coding region runs from base 1 to 1038 and encodes 345 amino acids.
AUGUUUGACAUCCCAUGUCAGAGUUCAUGUCACGUCACAGUGGACAUCUGUGGCAUGCAAGCGGCGAGCUCUCAGGAGACACCCAGCCACUGGCAGACCUACCCGAAACGCUCAGCAUCUCUCUACUUCUUUAGCACUCCGAGCUCCACCGCCCACCUUCGCCCGACGUGGCAGCAGCGUUCGACCCUUCCAUGGGGCCAUUCAGUGUGGCCAUGGCGCCCCUAUGUGCCCUCCGUCGCCCACCGACGGGUACCUCGCGCCUCUCACGACACAGUAAGAAAUAGUGGUGGCGGUGAUGGAGCUGAAGGCCGAAACGGGGAAGGUACCUGGUACCUGCGCCACGAAGACUGUCGCCUCCUGCCCCCAGGUGGAUGUGAUGAUUGGGCCAGAAAGCUUGCCAAACAUCACCGCUACUACACUCGAGACUACGCUUCGGAGACACGUCGUGCGUACAUAAAAAGUGAAUUUUUUAUCUCCUACACACGUAUCACUUUGGCUUAUGCGGUCACAUGCAUUAUUGUUUCAGAGAAUCCAGGAUGCCCCAGAGACUUUGAAGUCACCUGCGGAAAAAUGUUCCCUCAAAAUUUCACCAAAAAUGACUGGAAGCAAGCCCUUGUCAUGCAAAUUAGCCAGACCUUUUGGUGGUUUGGGAAGUUCAACCGCUUCCAACCGUUCUUUCGGUUUAAUGUGAAACGAACACUAAAGUCGGACAUCGUGGAGUACAACGAUAAAAUUAUCCUCACCAACGCCUGGCCAGGUACUUGCGCUUGUCCCGGCAAGUUGGUAGUUGGCAAGAUGUAUCUUCUCCUUACGCACUCCCUGGUAUCACGUCAGAUCCUGCGGAUCUCUACCGAGAGUGUCUUCUUGGAGAAACCCAAGAAGUAUACCCCACUCAUUCUGGUACGCACCUUCCAACUCCUCGCUUACCCCUAUUUCUUAAUGGCUUUAAUCGGAUUCUCGUUCAAGAAUACACUAAAGCAAUGCAUGAGUGAGAAUUGCAUAAGUACAACUCCUUGGGUCACAUAUCCCACCUGCUAA